GACUGGAAUCUUCUUUCUUAUCCACUCGGUGGUUGCAGGGAAAGAUGGCCGGAGUGUGCUUCCCAUGGGGCGGCGAGGCUUGCCGCCUACUUAUCCCAGUCCGCCGUGAACUUCCGGUUUCCUUGGCUGUUCCGAAGUCCUCAUCUAUGAUCGUGAACGAUAACCUCAGUGCAUUCCUGGAGAUUCUCCCCAGAGAUCUGCGCCACCGUCUCCUCGACGAUCCCCGCAGAAACCAGCUCGUAGAGGUGAUAAUGGACUUGGGGAGACCACCUGAAGCACGUUAUCUCGGAGAACGAGGAGGGCAGUAUCUUAGGAACAUCGAGGUAUCCAUGGAAGAGCUAGAGGAUGCUCAAGAGCUGGUAGGUGAGUUUGGGGCUGAUAACAGAGCUGGAAUUGAAGGUACAUUGCACAGGAUAUCUGCCAUUCGCAAUAGGAAAGGCUUCAUUGUUGGUCUAACUUGUCGGGUUGGGAGAGCUGUGAGUGGUCACAUUGACAUGCUCUAUGAUCUUCUUCACUACGGCAAAAGCAUCUUGUUUGUUGGACGGCCCGGUGUUGGGAAGACCACUGUUUUGCGAGAGAUGGCUCGUGUCUUGUCUGAUGAAUUCCAGAAAAGAGUGGUGAUAAUUGAUACGAGCAACGAGAUAGGAGGAGAUGGCGAUAUUCCGCACUCUGCUAUUGGAGGUGCGCGUAGAAUGCAAGUACCUAAGCCAUCUUUGCAGCAUAAAGUGAUGAUCGAGGCAGUAGAGAACCAUAUGCCUCAGGUGAUCAUCGUUGAUGAGAUCGGCACAGAAGCUGAAGCCCUUGCCUGUCGUUCCAUUGCUGAAAGGGGAGUGAUGUUGAUUGGUACUGCUCAUGGAGAGCAGCUCCAGAACAUCAUAAAGAACCCUACUCUUUCAGACUUGAUUGGUGGUAUUGAGACUGUCACUCUGGGAGAUGAAGAAGCGCGGGCGAGAAGGAGCCAAAAAAGCAUUCUCGAGAGAAAAGCUCCCCCAACUUUUUAUUUCCUGAUCGAGAUGAGAGAGAGAGAUUAUUGGAUUGCGCACCAGACUGAAAAGAGUGUGGAUAUGUUGCUCCGAGGAAGGAACCCCAUGGUUGAGGUAAGGAAAAGAGAUGAGGAGUUUAAAGUAGUGAUAGAAAGAUGGAAAUCAUACGACGGACAAGGCAUCUGAGUUUUCCUUGUAAUGGGUUGUUAUGUCAACAAACUUUGGCUUUCUUCUAAAUAAAGAUAUUCGCAAAGGAUUGACAAACAUUUGUACGAGUGACUAAUAUAUGCAAUUCGAAGAUAAGAAAUCAUCCUUUUCA
Molecule: messenger RNA, 1302 nt
Organism: Eruca vesicaria subsp. sativa (arugula)
Lineage: Eukaryota; Viridiplantae; Streptophyta; Magnoliopsida; Brassicales; Brassicaceae
Source: the annotation of a GenBank genome assembly